Salvia miltiorrhiza (redroot sage) is the source of this 901-nucleotide messenger RNA. Its product is annotated as cysteine-rich and transmembrane domain-containing protein WIH2-like. The record is from RefSeq and is a predicted model, not a curated record. The transcript has 3 exons. NCBI's taxonomy places the organism in Eukaryota, Viridiplantae, Streptophyta, Magnoliopsida, Lamiales, Lamiaceae. The coding region runs from base 322 to 651 and encodes 109 amino acids.
AAAUCUAUGGAGUAGAUUAAUUAUUUAGUUCUUAGAUACUUACUAAGGAUGGAUAAUAAACGAAAUUACAAAAUAAGGAAUUAAAUAAGUAAAUAAACAGAGUCCGAAAGCCGAAUUUAUCGUGGGUCCAAAUCUAAAGCUGCUCGGAAUGCACACACAUUACAUGUGCAAUAAUCUGUUUAGAAAUUCAUAAUAGAAUUUGGUGUUGCGAAAUAAAAAUCUCUCUUGUUAGAAUAUAAUAACAAAAUUUAAAGUGCGAAAUACGAGCUUUUUUUUAGAGUUGCAGAAAUCCGAUCUGAUUGGCAACAACAGAGAUCGAUCAUGAGUUAUUACAAUCAGAAUAAUCAACCGCCACCCGUCGGCGUUCCUUCUCCUCAAGGAUAUCCUCCGCCGCCGCCGGAGGGAUAUCCGAAGGAGGGUUAUCCGCCGCAGGGGUACCCGCCCCCAGGUUACCCACCCCAACCCUACCCACCGCAGGGGUACCCGCCCCCAGGUUACCCUCCCCAGCCCCAGUACCACCCCUACCCCCCACAGUACGCUCCUCCUCCGCCGCCGCCGCAGCACCAUAAACCUAGCGGCGGCGAUUCCGGUUUCUUGCAAGGAUGUUGUGCUGCACUUUGCUGUUGUUGCCUGCUCGACGCAUGCUUCUAGUGAAGAAACGUUGAAAUGAAAUGCAUGGUUGGUCGCUCUCGCUGGCAGUGAAGGCUACGCUCCUAUAUUCAUUUCCUGAUUAAUUAAUAAUCAUUGUUUAAUUUGCUAGCUCUUUCUAACAGCUUGGUUUUCAGUGUGAUUAAUUUGGAAUGGUGAGAGUUUCCAAGUGUUUUGUCUCCAGCUCAUCAUUCCAUGCUUCUUUUCUUUUCAUUUAUUUAUUUAUCAUUUAUAGCAAAAUUGCUUCCGAUUA